Messenger RNA from Zea mays, 1145 nucleotides. RefSeq names its product NOD26-like membrane intrinsic protein 1. Gene Ontology annotation, molecular function: channel activity. The coding region runs from base 118 to 966 and encodes 282 amino acids. NCBI's taxonomy places the organism in Eukaryota, Viridiplantae, Streptophyta, Magnoliopsida, Poales, Poaceae. The record is from RefSeq and is marked provisional. The transcript is spliced from 4 exons. Gene Ontology annotation, cellular component: membrane. Gene Ontology annotation, biological process: transmembrane transport.
CAGAUCAUCAGAUAGAUCACUGGCCCCGUGCUGAUUACCGCGCUUCCCAUCUGAGCAGCCAGCCUCCCAGGGUACAGGGAGAGACGCAGAAGAGACAGCUGCUGCCUCGCUGAGACGAUGGCCGGAGGCGGAGACCACUCCCAGACGAACGGAGGCCACGUCGACCAGAGGGCCUUGGAGGAGGGCAGGAAGGAGGAGUUCGCUGACCAGGGCUGCGCCGCCAUGGUCGUCUCCGUCCCAUUUAUCCAGAAGAUCAUCGCGGAGAUCUUCGGCACCUACUUCCUGAUGUUCGCGGGGUGCGGCGCGGUGACGAUCAACGCGAGCAAGAACGGGCAGAUCACGUUCCCGGGCGUGGCGAUCGUGUGGGGGCUAGCGGUGAUGGUGAUGGUGUACGCCGUGGGCCACAUCUCCGGCGCGCACUUCAACCCGGCGGUGACCCUGGCCUUCGCCACCAGCGGGCGGUUCCCGUGGCGGCAGCUGCCGGCGUACGUGCUGGCGCAGAUGCUGGGCGCCACGCUCGCCUCCGGGACGCUGCGCCUCAUGUUCGGCGGCCGGCACGAGCACUUCCCCGGCACGCUGCCCACGGGCUCCGAGGUGCAGUCGCUCGUCAUCGAGAUCAUCACCACAUUCUACCUCAUGUUCGUCAUCUCCGGCGUCGCCACGGACAACAGAGCAAUCGGGGAGCUGGCUGGGCUGGCCGUGGGCGCAACCAUCCUGCUUAACGUGCUCAUUGCCGGGCCCGUCUCCGGCGCGUCGAUGAACCCGGCCCGGAGCGUGGGCCCGGCGCUGGUGAGCGGGGAGUACACGUCCAUCUGGGUGUACGUGGUGGGGCCGGUGGUGGGGGCCGUGGCCGGGGCGUGGGCCUACAACCUCAUCCGCUUCACCAACAAGCCCCUCCGCGAGAUCACCAAGAGCACGUCUUUCCUCAAGAGCACGAGCAGGAUGAACUCCGCCGCCUCCGCCUGAUGGAUCUCCAUGGCCGGUAAUUUAGCCUACAAAACUAUAUAUUCACCCGUGUCGUCGUGUCAGUACGUGAGAGGAUAUAGAUAUAUAAUUCCUGCGUGCGUGUGCGUUUGUGUGUGGAUGGAAAACAUAUGAAAGAAGAGGUAUGGUUUGUGUGUGGAUGGAAAACGUACUGUGCCUGC